CUCCGCCCUCCCUCGGCGCGCGCCGGCGUCGGCUGCGUCUCCGGGCAUUUGAAUUGCGCUUCCGCCAUCUUUCUAGUUCUCAGACGGGCCCGGAGACGUUUCUGGAAGCAACAUCACGAUGGCUGCCCAAGGAGAGCCCCAAGUUCAGUUCAAACUCGUAUUGGUUGGUGAUGGUGGGACUGGGAAAACUACCUUUGUGAAACGUCAUCUGACUGGUGAAUUUGAGAAGAAAUAUGUAGCUACCUUGGGCGUGGAGGUCCAUCCCCUCGUGUUCCACACCAACAGGGGACCUAUUAAGUUCAACGUGUGGGACACAGCUGGUCAGGAGAAAUUUGGUGGACUGAGAGAUGGCUACUACAUCCAAGCCCAGUGUGCCAUUAUAAUGUUUGAUGUAACUUCAAGAGUUACUUACAAGAAUGUGCCUAACUGGCAUAGAGAUCUGGUACGAGUAUGUGAAAACAUCCCCAUUGUGCUGUGUGGCAACAAAGUGGAUAUUAAAGACAGGAAAGUGAAGGCAAAAUCAAUUGUCUUCCACCGAAAGAAGAAUCUUCAGUACUAUGACAUCUCUGCCAAAAGUAACUACAACUUCGAAAAGCCCUUCCUCUGGCUUGCUAGAAAACUCAUCGGAGACCCUAACUUGGAAUUCGUUGCCAUGCCUGCCCUCGCCCCACCGGAGGUUGUCAUGGACCCCGCCUUGGCAGCACAGUAUGAGCAUGACCUAGAGGUUGCUCAGACAACUGCUCUCCCGGAUGAGGAUGACGACCUGUGAAAGUGAAGCGGGGCCCAGCGUCAGAAGUCUAGUUUUAUAGGCAACUGUCCUGUGAUGUCAGUGGUGCAGCGUGUUUGCCACUUUAUUACAUAGCUAAGCAGAACAUGUGCUUAAUCUUGGGGAUGCUGAAGGAGAUGGAUGGGCUUCGGAGUGAGUGUGGCAGUUAAAAAUAACUUCCUUUUUUGGACCUGCAUAUUUAGCUGUUUUGGAACACAGUCGGUUUCUUGUUGAGUUUCAAAUAUAAGACUGCUACAGUCACAAUAUUCAAUGGGAGAUCUUGUUUGUUACUGUCAUUCCCAUUCCUUUUCGUUUAGAAUCAGAAUAAAGUUGUAUUUCAAAUAUCUAAGCAAGUGAACUCAUCCAUUGUUUAAUAAGCAUUUUAAAACCACUAAUAAGAAAAAUUGCUGUUACUAUUUAGAUUGCCUUUGCUGGUAUCCCUUAAUUUGAAAGGAUUAGUUUAAAUUCUUCCUGUGUAUUUUUUGUACAUUUGAAUCAUUUCACACAAAUGAUCUGACAGGUCAACAGUAUUUUAUGUGGUAAGUUGUUAAGAGGUAUAUACUGUCGAUGCAGCUAAGUUAAGUAGCAUCCUCCCCACCAGCCUUCUGGCUAGCUAGUGUCACCUGGGGGGAGCGCUUGGUCAAGACGUAUGCGACCUGUCAAAAGUGAUAUGUAUUUUAGAUCUCUGAAGUAGGUGUUUUAAGAACUACAGUUGCUCUUGUUUUAUGGCAAAAGUCAACCAUCUGUUAAUCCAGAGCUUUUAAAGUCAGAUGGAUUAAACCAUACAAAUGAUAGCAGGAAUUUAAAGGAUGUCUCAUUUGUUUAAAAUGAAUAUAAGUUAUACAUUUAUUUGCUUUUUGUAUUAAUGUUACAUGUUCAAUGUAAAGUUAAUAUUCUAAGAUGUUUCCUAUUUACCUGCUGCUUUCAAGUACUCCCAAGCUUUAAAGACGCCAAAUAUUAAGGAUUGAAGGUAGACAUUCCACAGCUUUAAUGAUUUCUUUUCUCUGGAUGAUUUUCGUGGGCAGUGCAAGGACAUAGAAUAGUACUGUGACAGGAAAGUGGUUCUUAGAGUGCCUCUCGGUAAAUGUGCGACAGACUGCAAAACUUACUAACAUUAACCAUUUAUCUUUUGUAUGGUUUCCACAUUAGAAAUGAAUCGGGUCUGUCUGGCCUGAGUUGGAGCCCAGUGACACUAUACUGUAGCAAUUGGUCUCAAAAAUAAGAGCUGUUUUGCUCAUACAAAGUAUAAGUACUGCUAUGGUGCAGUUUACCAAAGUUCUUUAAAUGUCCAGUGUUCCUUAAAUGAUUACUUUCUUACCUAAAAAGGUAGGAAAGGAGCACUUACAUAUAUGGAAAAAUAGAUACAACGGGUAGAAUUGAAUGAAUUUCAAGUAAGAUGGAAUAAACGUAUUGGUAGAUUGACUUUACAGAUUUGAAUUGCUGUAUGUGCCAUGCUGUAUUCAGAACCAGAUGUUAACAGCCUGAGAUGUGAGGUUUCUUCCCGUAAUCAAGAUGAUACCUUCCAUUCAGAUAAUUUACUAUAAGGGGUAUGUGUUUGUAACUUGUGUGUGGAAUGCAAGGAUGAUGGAUUCCGAAUCUUAAAUGUAACAGUUAAAUUUUGGAAGCUGCUUGUUGAAUACGUGGCGGGAGAAUUUACAAGUCAUUGGAAGAAAAUGUUGCUGCAAAAUACAUUGCUUCUCCUUUGCUCGGA
This is a messenger RNA of Hipposideros armiger (great roundleaf bat), 2477 nucleotides long. RefSeq names its product RAN, member RAS oncogene family (gene RAN). The record is from RefSeq and is a predicted model, not a curated record. Gene Ontology annotation, biological process: ribosomal subunit export from nucleus; protein import into nucleus. Lineage: Eukaryota; Metazoa; Chordata; Mammalia; Chiroptera; Hipposideridae. Gene Ontology annotation, cellular component: cytoplasm; nucleus. The transcript is spliced from 7 exons. Gene Ontology annotation, molecular function: GTP binding; GTPase activity. Bases 119 to 769 code for a protein of 216 amino acids.